This is a messenger RNA of Sus scrofa (pig), 4458 nucleotides long. It is a transcript of the gene ZSCAN26, whose product is annotated as zinc finger and SCAN domain containing 26. Gene Ontology annotation, molecular function: DNA-binding transcription factor activity, RNA polymerase II-specific; RNA polymerase II cis-regulatory region sequence-specific DNA binding. NCBI's taxonomy places the organism in Eukaryota, Metazoa, Chordata, Mammalia, Artiodactyla, Suidae. The record is from RefSeq and is a predicted model, not a curated record. Gene Ontology annotation, biological process: regulation of transcription by RNA polymerase II.
GGAAUUCCUAGAGCGGACGCUCAGGUGCGCCGUGGUGCGAGGGCGGAGCUAAGAUGCGCCGCUCAGCAAAGAGAUAAGACCGUGGUUCUUUAGAGCGUGUGGCUGUUCCUGCGGGUCCUUGGAGAGGAAUAUCACUGAGGAGGCAGUCACAAGAAGGUUCUCCAAAACAGAGCAGUCUGAGCUGGGAAUGGCGACAACAUUGGUGACUGCUUAUUCCCCGGCUCCUCUGAAUCUCAAGAAGGGGGGGCUUCGAGUAGUGGAGGAGAAUCACUGCUCUGCUCAGGAACAGGGAGUCAAGCUGCAGGGAAAGAGCACAGGCCUCGGACAGGAGCCAUUGUGCAAACAAUUCAGGCAGUUGCGGUAUGAAGAGACUGCAGGACCUCGAGAGGCACUGAGCCGGCUCCGGGAACUGUGCCGACAGUGGCUGCAGCCUGAGACCCACAGCAAGGAGCAGAUCCUGGAGCUACUGGUGCUGGAGCAGUUCCUGACCAUCCUGCCUGAGGAGCUCCAGGCCCGGGUGCGGGAGCAUCACCCAGAGAGCGGGGAAGACGUGGUGGUCGUACUGGAGGAUUUGCAGUCAGAGCUGGGUGGAGCAGGACAGCAGGUGGACCCAGACCAGGCAAAGAAACAGAAAAUGCCUGUGGAGGAGACAGCCCCUCUGAAAGCAGUGCUGGAGCAGCAGGUCCAACCUGAGUGUGAUGUUCCAAAGCCUGAAAGAGAGAAGGGUAAGGAGACCAAGAUUGCGAAUGGGAAGCUGGUUGUAGAGAAAGGCUCCUGUGGAGGAGUAGAAUCAUCUGGGAAAAUAUCUGAACCCAAAGAGACUCAUUACAAGGACUCUGACUUGGAUAGGCAGCAGAUCAAGCCCAAGGAGAUUGACUAUAAAUGCUCAGAAUGUGGGGAGGGGUUUAUCCACCACUCAGACCUGAUUAAGCAUGAAGGUUUGCACAAGGGAGAAAAGCUCUGUGAAUCUGAAGCAUCUCAGAGUUCUAAUCUUACUGGACUUCAGAAAAUCCACUCUAGAGAGAAAGGUCAUCAAUGUGAUGAGUGUGGGAAAGCUUUUCAGAGAAGUUCACACCUUGUCAGACAUCAAAAAAUUCAUCUUGGCGAGAAGCCUUAUCAGUGCAAAGAGUGUGGAAAGGUCUUUAGUCAGAAUGCUGGCCUUCUGGAACAUCUCAGAAUCCAUACUGGAGAGAAACCUUAUCUAUGUAUCCAUUGUGGAAAGAAUUUUCGGCGCAGCUCUCACCUUAAUCGACACCAGAGAAUUCACAGUCAGGAGGAGCCCUGUGAGUGUAAGGAGUGUGGGAAAACCUUUAGUCAGGCCCUUCUUCUCACCCACCAUCAGAGAAUCCACAGCCACUCCAAAGGCCAUCAGUGUAAUGAGUGUGGGAAAGCCUUCAGUUUGACCUCAGACCUUAUUCGACACCACAGGAUUCACACUGGAGAAAAACCUUUCAAGUGUACUAUAUGCCAGAAAGCCUUCCGACUAAACUCGCACCUCGCUCAGCACGUGAGAAUCCACAACGAGGAAAAACCCUAUGGAUGUAAGGAAUGUGGAGAAGCGUUCCGGCAGAGGUCAGGUCUUUUUCAACAUCAGAGGUAUCACCACAGAGAUAAACUGGCCUGAUGCGGUGUCUUCUGUGGACUGUCAGAGACAGUGCAUUAAUAAGCAAGCAGCACUUUAGGAAAGGUCACUCUAGCAGAGAACUUUUUGGGGCCAAGUUGGAGGCUAUCUACUUCUACUCUUUCUCCUUUGUUUUCCUUGUAGUCGGCUUUGGACCACAAUAAUUUGACGCUGGGUGGUGUGGGAUCAAAGGUAAACAGGCGUUCUUACCGCAGGACUUCUCAGAGCCUUUAAUGUGGUAAAUGCAUAUUUGUAUAUCUCCAGGUAGUAGAGGGCCUCAUGAACUAUGGCAGCAGACUCCUAUACGAUAAAAGCAAUGAGCUUUGGAAAUGUCUCACACUCAGAGGGAUCUUAAAGUGCAGGUCAAUGUGAACAUUUACCCCACUGGCUUUACUACCCUUCCCACCCCCAACCCCCAGUCAGCAGAAGCAUUUUGGAAAGCAAAGAUCAUCUAAUUUUACCAUUUCCCAGCCCCAUCUCUGCCAUAACACCUCACUGAUUCAAGUUAGAAAUUACAGUUUCAUUUAGACUAUGGAAGAGAUCUCAUAAGUCAUUUAAAUGAACUGGGCUGAAUUAAUCUAAGUAGCAACUAUCUUACUUGAUAACUCCAGUGUCAGUAUAGUGGUUGCCACAUAGACUCUAUUCAAUAAAUGGUUGGGGGAAGAAAUUGGACUUUUUUCCUUUAAUACUGAUGGUGUAAUUUUAAAAUAUUCCUUGUUUUGGAAUUUUGGAAGUCAAAUAAUAAAGUCAGCUUGGAGGAGGUCAUGAUCUUCACAUUGUAAAUGCCAAAAUGUUAAUGGUAAUGAAUAUUGAGCUUUGGGGAGUCCACUUCUGAAUACAUCACUGGGGUGAUUGGUUAACACCACUUGCAGGUUAGUAAACAUCACUUGCUGGUUGGUGGUAGUUGCUUGGGAUACUGCUGUCUGGAAAAGACUUUGCAGUCUGUCAUGCUGAUGGAAAGACUGGUGAACCCUCAUAUUUUACUAAAGUCUUGGUUCUGCUGCAUAUAGUUUAAAAAACAAAAGUGGGAAUGACUUAGUAAAAGUUUGUUUUUCUUUCAGAUAGGAAAGGCCAGAGACGAGCAGUCCAGGAAUGGUAAGGUGGAUCCAUGACAUCACUAGGGACACCAGUCUCUGCCAUCAGCCCUUAAGGUUUACCAUGUGAUCCUCAGUGACUGCUGAAGCUCCAGCUAUCAUAUGCAAAAUGUGGACAAAAGGAGAUUCCUCCUGGUCAGUCAGUUCCCUUUGAGCAGCCUUCCCAUAAAUAACUUCAGCAUGUAUAUCGUAGGCCAAAAUUUAGGAAAGGGAAGCUGGAGAGUGUCUUAUUCUGGGUUGCAGAGUACCCAGCUGAAAAAUCAGUCUUCUGUCACCAAGAAUAAAGGGGACAAUGAAGGCUGAAGUAAGGGCUUAGGAGUCUUUGACCCACUUCCCACUACACUCUGACUGGGUGCAAGCUGAUCAGAAGCAACAGUUAAUACCAUUUUUGGGAGGAGGACCAAAUCUGCAGGAGAAGCAGCUGUAAUUUUUUGAGUAUUUGAAGAAUUUCUUGAAAAGUCAGUCAUAUUCCAUCGCUUAGGAAGCCAUGAGGUAUGUAUCUUUUAUUCUGCCUUUAUCAGUAAAGUUAAGUGGAUAACGGGAAUUUUUCCAAGAGUUUUGAGGGGUUUGCUGAGGUCAGUGAGUAAACAUUUAACUCCAGAUCAGUUUAAAUCCAUUGGAUUCUGUUCAGUUUAAGGAAAGAACAUGGAAUAUCUUUAUUAUUCUCAUUAGAAAGUAAUAAUUAGGAGUUCCCAUUGUGGCACAGUGGUUAACGAAUCCGACUAGGAACCAUGAGGUUGCGGGUUCGAUCCCUGCCCUUGCUCAGUGGGUUAACGAUCCAGCGUUGCCGUGAGCUGUGGUGUAGGUUGCAGACGCGGCUCGGAUCCCGCGUUGCUGUGGCUCUGGCGUAGGUCGGUGGCUGCAGCUCCGAUUCGACCCCUAGCCUGGGAAUCUCCAUGUGCUACGGGAGCGGCCCAAGAAAUGGCAAAAAGACAAAAUAAAAAAGAAAGUAAUAAUUAAAAGAUUCAAAGUAUGAAGGCUUAUAUAACAAAUAUCUGGAAAAUUUAUUUUGACUUUAUCUUUUCAUGAUGAUUCCAUACUUGGAGGUAUUAUAAUUAUUCUAAGUUCAUUGACACUUUAACCUAAUUGUUCCUUUCAGUUCCAAAGGAGGUGGUUUUCUCACCUAUACCCUGGGGCCAGACCCAUAGCCACUUGGGCAUAAAUGUUGGAUAGAGCUAUAUUUAAAUAACAUGUUUUCCUUAUUUAUUCUUGAAAACUGGACAAAGGGCAAAGGUUAUAACAUCUUGAUUCAGGUUGUGCUUGUAGUAUAAGACAUCCUAAACACACUAAAAGACAGUUAAAUUUUUUUUCAGAGGCAGAAACCCAAGAAACCCCAGCAGUGUCUUGUCUUGAUCAGCCAUUUUUUUUAGGUCUGCUUUUUUUUUUUUUUUUUUUUUUUGUCUUUUUAGGGUGGUACCUGUGGCACAUGGAGGUUCCCAGGUAGGAGUACAAUUGGAGCUGUAGAUACUGGCCUACGUCACAGCCACGGCAAUACCAGAUCUGAGCCACUUCUGCACCCUAUAUACCACAGCUCAUGGCAAGGAGGAUCCGUAAUCCACUGAACAAGGCCAGGGAUCGAACCUGUCAGAUUUGUUUGUGGAUACCAGUCAAAUUUGUUCUGCUGAGCCACAACAGGAAUUCCCUAGGUCUGCUUUUUAGAGGAGUGAAAGAAUGUUUUUACUGUCAAAAUUGAAUCUUUUCACUUGUUAAUAAGUGAAUUCUGAUUAAACAUGUUAAUUCUGA